Danio rerio (zebrafish) is the source of this 5836-nucleotide messenger RNA. The record is from RefSeq and is a predicted model, not a curated record. NCBI's taxonomy places the organism in Eukaryota, Metazoa, Chordata, Actinopteri, Cypriniformes, Danionidae.
GACCAAACAACAAGCUUGUCUCCACCCCCUCAUGAAUAAUGCACACUGAUCGUCCCUGCUGAUUGGAGUCAGCUGGAGGAAGUGCCUGGUUUAGCCGGCAGAGAAAGAGAGAGAAAGAGGUAGAUCAAGCCCAGACUAGUUCUUUCAGUGACUUUCUCUCUCUCUCUCUCUCUGUGUAUGUGUGUGUGUGUGUGUAUGUGUGUGUGCACGUAUUGCUUCAGUCUGUUGUGGACGUAGGACAGUCGAAUCUGCAUCUCUACUUCCGUGUUUAUCAGCUUCAGCUCUCCCUCAGGAUUUACUCAGAGGACAUGUAACCUCUCCGCCAAGGCUUUGUCUGUGUGUGUGAGUGUGUAUGUGUGUGUAGCGGAGGGGUCGAGCUCCUCCUGAAGGAUCACCACCAAUGCAUUCCUGCUGGAAAAUGAAGAUUCAGAAUGAGAAGCCGCUUGGUCAUUCAGCAAGCAGGUCCAGCAACAUUUCAAAGGCUGGAAGUCCAACCUCAGUGAACGCACCCUGCAGCUUCCCCAGGAGUUCAGUGACGCCUUCAAACCAAGAUAUAUGCAGUUCUAAUGACCUCGCUCAGGACGUGGGCUCACAGAGGCCCUUACAGGCCACCGUAGUGAUGUUGAACUCUAACGGUAAAAGCUCAGCAUCUCAGGGUGUCACCAUGACCACGCUCUGCCUGGACUCUCCCGCCAAGCCCAAAAAUAGGACUUUAUUCGGCACGGAAUGGCUUUCCCUUCUCAAACCGUCAGUCAACCUUAAACCAGAAGCAGGAAGUCUCAAGUUCUCAAAGUCUCUGAAUGAUGUGGGCCAAAAGAUGGACAGUCUAUGCAGUGGUCUUCACUUUAUAGACCGCACCUGUUCGGAUGGGGAGCUGGAAACGGAAAAGGAACAGCUCAUGCAAAAUGGCCAAAUCAAAGCCCUCAAUGUUCACGGUGUCCCCCCUCCUCUGUUUGCUUCUCAACCUCCAUCAUUCCUCAACAACUACAAAUAUAUCUCCAACCCCGGGCCUGAGCAGUGUCUGGCUCCCUCUGCGCCUCCGCAUUCAGACCGUCGAAGAAGCUCCAACUUCUUGCGCCUCAUCUUUCCCUUCACCCGUUCUUCCACCGCAGGAAGUCUGCAGGUGUCUGAGAUGGGGAGUUAUGCUUCAAGGCUGCACAUCGACAAGUCCUCCAGCGCUGUGCUAGACGUCAGUGAGUCCUGCUGUAUGGAGGAGAUAGGAGACGAUGAGGUAUUUGAGGAGGUUCCAUCCCGGUGGAAGAUGAAGAUGGAGGGUGUACGGGCUCCGCUAUGUUCCCUCGAGGAAGACUGCGACUUGGAUCAAUGUACCUCUCCACUUUCGGAGAAGAACGCGCCACUGUCACCUUACUCCCUAUCGGGGGACUGCUGCAGGAUUUGUCACUGUGAGGGGGAUGAUGAGAGUCCGCUGAUAACACCGUGUCACUGCACUGGGAGUUUGCGCUUCGUCCAUCAGGCAUGCCUGCAGCAGUGGAUCAAAAGCUCAGACACUCGCUGCUGUGAACUCUGCAAAUAUGACUUCAUCAUGGAGACCAAGCUCAAGCCGCUGCGCAAGUGGGAGAAGCUUCAGAUGACCGCCAGCGAGAGGAGGAAGAUCAUGUGCUCGGUCACUUUCCACGUCAUCGCCAUCACUUGCGUCGUCUGGUCACUCUACGUCCUCAUUGACCGCACAGCAGAGGAGAUCAAACAAGCGGGGAGAAUACCAGGUGGACUAAAGCUGCAUCCCGGCUUGGCUUACGGAGGCUCUGAAAGCAGGAUAUUGGAAUGGCCUUUUUGGACCAAGCUGGUGGUGGUGGCCAUCGGCUUCACAGGCGGACUGGUGUUCAUGUACGUGCAAUGCAAGGUCUACAUCCAGUUGUGGAGGAGACUCAAGGCCUACAACAGAGUAAUAUACGUGCAGAAUCGCCCAGAGACCUGUAAAAUCAAAGUUUUUGAUAAGCCCUCUCUUCUGGAGCCCAACCUGGAGAACAAAGAGGCUCUUGUACCUGCGCAGUCGGACACAAACUCUUCCCAAUACACAGAGACAGAGGAUUACAGUAUGGAGAUCCUUCACGUGUGACGGCUCGGGCCCCUCCCCCCUCAAAAUGUACUCUACUGCCGGGGAUCUGAAUGUCACACUGCACCGGCCACCGUCUGAAACUCCUUUCGUUGUUUCGAUGUUCUUUUUUUCUCUUCGUUCGUUUGUCCGACCCGUUCCUGUAAGUUGUUGGCUAACCAUAACGAAUCGGUGUGCGCUAGAUUUCGGAUCAUUCCAACUACUGCCAUUGUACUGCUGUCGUACAUGAGUUGAAAUCCGCCGUUCGAGCCGUGUUUGUGCGCUGGUUCUGAUGGAGUCGAUGCAUAUAAGCACUUUUUGAUUUCCCUGUUCUACGGAGGAGCCCUGUUUUAAUAACGUAUUCAUUUCCUUUCUACGUGGAGAAGAUACACUUGAAGCUUUGCGAGCGUUUUAUAGGAGCAUUUGUAUCUCCCUGAAAAUCCUCGGAUGGAACAAAACAGAAAAAGGAAUCUGAAGGAGCGAAGAGGGAACGUUUAUGUACUGUUAUGUAUCAUUCUACUUGUUUAGGAGACAAAAGAUGUUUUUUUGAAUUUUAGUCGUUGUGAAAUUUGACCCGAGCUAGGCUUUUGUUUUUAUAUCAGGUGACUGCGAAAUAAUCCGGAUUAUCUAAUUACCAUAUUUAUCCUGUCGAGGGCUAGAUUUACUAAAGUGUGGGAAAAAAUGCAAAAAUGAUACCAUACGGUGAGUUCUCACUGGCUAUGCUGCUGAUUUCUGCAUUUGCUGAAGAAUUUGAAUGCUUAGUGAGAGACUUUAGUAAAUCGGGCCUUGUAAAAGGGAUUGUUCACACCAAGAAAUAUACUCACUCUCAGGCCAAACAAAAUGUAAGUCACUUUAUUCUUUCAAACAGUUGAGAAGAUUUGUUUUGGGCUGAAAAUGCGGUAGCAGCUACUGUCACUUUAAGAAAUGUACAGACAACACUUUAUUAAACAAUAUAUGAAGAGUUCAGAUGCAAAAACCUCUGAAAUUUCAGAGUGCCAUCUGAAAUUUCUACCAAAAAUAAACAUUAUUCUUAGCCUCCAUUGUUUAUGUUGAGCUAUUUCACUUUAAAGACCAGGAAAAAACUUAUUCUUUGUCACAAAAGUGAUAUUAAAGAACACAGGAGCUGGAUAAAAAUACUUGUUUUAGAGGAACAUUUUGAAGAGGGUUUUUAAUCUAAACUCUUUAUAUUUUUUUACUCAUUAAGUUGUUAAGUUUCAUAAGACCUUAAAGUAGGGAUGUCACGAUACUGGAAUGUUAAAAAUGUCCAUUUCCCGAUAACAUUUGAGCGGUGUGUAGCACAUUCUUAAACAUAGCUGAUUUGUCAUGGUGUUCACGUGCUCAACAGAAACGACUGUGAUUUGCCGUGAAGAUCAUCGGUUCACCAAACUCACAGCUGUUUACUGAGAAUAACCACAGAUACAGGGACACCGGAGCGUUUCAAAGUCACGUUGAUCAGCUAGUUUGUCUAUAAGCUGACAUACGAGUGAUUGGCUGAUGAAUCGUGGCUUUUAAAUGCUCCAGUGUCCCUGUUUCUUUGGUUACACGCACUAAACAGAGUGAGUUCGGUGAACUGAGGACUUUCACAGCCAAUCACAGUUAUUUCUGUUGAUGGACGUUUUUAAAAUUUCAGUAUCAGUUGGUUUCGAAUUCCAGUAUCCUGCAACCCUAUCUUAUAGGAAUGGUUCACCCAAAAAAUUAAAAAUAAAUAAAUAAUUCCACCAAAACCUAUUUGACUUUCCCUUUUUUGUUAAACACAAAAGAAGAUAUUUUGAAAAAUGCUGGUUGCUCGGAUUCAUUGAAUUUCAUAGUUUUUUUGUCCUACUAUGGAAGUCGAGGAGCAACCAGCAUUCUUCAAAAUAUAUCCAUUUAUUUUUAACAGAAGAAAGAAAAACAUAAAGGUUGAUGUAUAAAUGAUGUAAUUUUCAUUUUAGGGUGAACUUUUUAAUAAUGCCUUCAUUUUGGUUGGCAUGUUUUUUAUGAUUUAUGAGCAUUUUAUGAUUCAUACAAGAGAGUUAAAGCAAAAAAAAACCUAAAUAAAUCUUUAUAAAUGUUCUACUGAAGGGGAAAAAAGUCACAUCUGAGACCUGAGAGUGUGUAAAUGUUCAUUUCUAGGUGUACUUUCCCUUUAAAAGUCUGUGUGUUUGUGAAUGUAAAGAAUUCAAAUUCCUCCCUGAGGGAAAUGAACUGCAGUGUAGCAUCAUGCAACUGUUGCAAUGAAUCAGUCAUGAUUUCUGUGUGUGUGUGCGCAAGUGUAUGUGUGAAUGAGAUUUACCUUCAGUUCAAUUUUAGCUUAAUGUUUUCUGUUUUAUUUUGGCAUUCCUACAUUUACUUGUGCAGUUGAUUUUAAACCAUAACUUAAAAAUAAAGGUUUUAGCAAUGAUGAAAUGUUGACUUUGAGUUAGUUAACAAGAUGACAACCAGGUUCUGCUCAAGUUUUUAAACCAAUCCAAUCUCCAAUGGGUGUUUUGUAUUUAUUAAAUAUAUUGUUUGACAUCUCGAUGGCUUUAAAUGUUGGAAAACAGCCAUUUUAGUUUUGGCCUUCGUUCUAACAUAUUCCUCUUUUCAGUGACCAUGAUUGACAUUCCUGCUGUUGCGAUGAUCAUUUAAGCAGACUGUGCUACUUACAAACGCUAUUGUGAAUGAAUAUUUCUUUGUUUAAAAGGUACAGGAUGCUUCUGCCACCUAGAGCUACUGCACAGACAAUGCACAUUAAUCUUUUUUAACCUUUUCUGACUGGCUUUGUGCCGUUUGACCAUAAAAAAGAUGCUCUACUAUGUUUUUUAAUGUAUGCGCCACAUUUAAUGAGACACUGAGAACAUCCGAAUGAGCCAUUUUAUUGGAAAAUACGUGGAAUGAAACUAUUUUAUGGUUCGCCAGCCAUCAUAUAAAUCCUUACUAGAUCAAUUUAAAUGCCCCUAGCCUAGUGAAAUGACUGUUUUUGGCAGUUAUUAAGAUUUAGCGCAUGUAUAUUUACCCCUUUUUUUUUUUUUUUUUUUUUUUGAUAGUGUAUUUGUAAAACAACAGGAGCUGGCUCCUUUAACAGAUACUCGUUUUCCAGAAUUUUCUUAAUUUGAAGCAUAGCACUGCAUCAUAUUUGGAUGGAUGUGUUUUAAAGUGCAGUAAUAGUCUUGUUUGUUUCAUGGCUUGUCGUCAAACUGCAGUGCUUUACUACUGAAUUGGCUUGAACAUGGAGAACAUGACUGUUUCUUGCAUCUCCCUCUUAUUUCUUGUAACUUUCCUCUUGUAGUAAAUAGUUUCUCUAAGCAUUUUUGAGGAUUUAAAAAAAAAAUAAACAACCAAAUAAAGGAAAUGUAGAUUUUUUUUGUCACCAGCCUUGUGUUGUAUAUGAGAUGUUCUUGUUAUUUUUAAUUGACUGUAAUAACGGGUGAUUAAAGAUCUGAAAGCUGCCUGGUUAUGUGGAAAGAGAUAAUUCCCAUAGGAAAAAAUUGCAUUAAACUCUGAGUUUCAUAUUUAUGUGUUGUCAAAGCCUUUUAUAAACACUGUGUCAAAUAGAAACCAUCAGUGGAGUCGAUCCAGCAUUUCACUUUGUGGCUUUCUCAGUGGAUAAAUACUGGUUUUGUGAAACUGAAAAGGCUGUAAUUUACAUGUAUAGUUUUAUAUUUCAUGUAUGUUUCUCUCUUUUAUUUGUUUUCCCUCCCCCUCAGUAUUACCACCUUUAUUCUGGUUGAUUUUUAGUUUCUUGGCUGAGAUAUGAGUGACUACAUUUGUGCUGUGUUUUUAAGGAGAGACUGAGUGGAGCAAUAAAAGAAAUCUUCAAGUAUA